CAGGCCACAAUGCUCUACCGCCUCACGCUCGCCGCGCUCGUCGCCUCCGCCGGCGCCUUCAACGCGCCGAUGACCCAGGUCCGCAGCAGCCAGAUGCGCGUCGCGGCGACGCCGUGCAUGGCGGUCGCGGCGGGCGACGUCGAGGACAAGGUCAAGGCGAUCAUCGCGGAGCAGCUGGGCGUGGAGGCCGGCGAGGUCACGCCGUCCUCCUCCUUCACCGAGGACCUCGGUGCGGACAGCCUCGACGCCGUCGAGCUCAUCAUGGCGAUCGAGGAGGCGUUCGACAUUGAGAUUCCGGACGAGGAGGCGGAAAAGAUGACCACGCCGGCCGAGUGCGUCACCGCAAUCCAGGCAAAGCUGUAGACGCACCGCCGCCGCCGUCCGUCUCGCGGGAAGGCGCUCGCGCCAGCGUGCAAAUCGCCGGCCCGGGCGGCCCAUGCCUGUCCAUUGCACGCGUGAGCUCACACCUCGACUCUGGUGACACUGGUGUCGGCUCCGAUGCGCGGGCCCGCGCCGCUCUCUGAAUAUUAUCCCCCCCCGUUGAGCGUUGUCCGCGCGCCUUCGGCGCCCGCCGCGUGCAACCGUGUGUAUCUUUGAUUGAGGGUUUGGCUAAGUACACUAUC
Emiliania huxleyi CCMP1516 is the source of this 623-nucleotide messenger RNA. Its product is annotated as acyl carrier protein. Bases 10 to 363 code for a protein of 117 amino acids. The record is from RefSeq and is a predicted model, not a curated record. The transcript is spliced from 5 exons. Gene Ontology annotation, cellular component: cytosol. Gene Ontology annotation, biological process: fatty acid biosynthetic process; lipid A biosynthetic process. Lineage: Eukaryota; Haptophyta; Isochrysidales; Noelaerhabdaceae. Gene Ontology annotation, molecular function: acyl binding; phosphopantetheine binding; acyl carrier activity.